AUGCGGCCAGCUCCAACAUCAUUCAUCAACGUUGCGCGAGUCAACUUCCGGAAGGGUCGUCGAGGCUUGCUGACCCAGUCAUAUUCUCGAGGUCCCUCAGAGCCUCCGUUACUCGAGCAAACUGUGGGCGAGCAUUUCGAUUCGAUCGUCUCUCGGUACGGUGACCGUACAGCAGUCGUCUCUCGCCAUCAACGAACGCGCCUGACAUAUGACGGGCUCGACAGAAAGAGCAAUGACUUGGCACGGGGUUUAUUGCAAAGAGGGGUGAAAAGGGGCGACCGAGUCGCUGUGUCGCUAGGGAACAAUAUUGAGUAUGCCAUUGCAACAUACGGCCUCUUCAAGAUUGGUGGAAUACUUGUGCCACUGAACCCUGGCUUCAACGCCCAGCAAGUCAUAGCAGCUUUGGCCCACCUUGAGGCCUCACAUUUAAUCAUUGGUACCGAGACUCAUUUACCGCGCAAAGAGCCCCGCUCAAAUAUCCAGCUGCUUCGGCAGUUGAUACCCGAUCUUCAAGGCCGAAAGAUCGAGUCAGAAGCCGUGCCGUCUCUCCAAAAAGUGAUCAUUGUCGACAAUUCCCAGGGGCGUAUAGAUCCAUCGCUUCUCAGACCCACCGUCAACUAUAACAUCGUCCUCUCCGAAGGCUCCGAGCCGAGCUCCCUACCAAAGCAGUUCCUACAUCCAGAUGAAAUAGUAAACAUUCAGUUCACCUCAGGCACAACUUCUCUCCCCAAAGCCGCCUGUCUAACUCACCACUCGAUCCUCAACAAUGGCAAAAGUAUCGGCGACCGUAUGCUUCUCACAGAGCAAGAUACAGUCUGCUGUCCGCCACCACUCUUCCAUUGCUUUGGCUGCAUACUCGGCUACAUGGCCACCGCAACCCAUGGCUCUGCCAUAGUUUUCCCUACUGAAGCAUUCGAUCCUUACGCCACAUUAAAAGCUGUGCAAGAAGAGAAAUGUACGGCUCUUUAUGGCGUCCCAACAAUGUUCAUUGCCGAACUGGAGCUGCUGCAAAGUAACAGAGUACCAUAUACAGGGUUCGAGCACCUGAGGACUGGCAUCGCAGCUGGCUCAAGCAUCCCAGCCGAGCUCAUGCGGAAGUUGCAUAAGAUACUCAAUCUAACAGAAUUGACUAUCUGCUACGGUAUGACAGAGACCAGUCCAGUCUCUGCUAUGACAACGACAGACGAUCCUCUCGAGAAACGGAUCGAUAGCGUCGGUAAGCUUCUCCCGCACGUCGAAGCUAAAGUCGUAGCCCCCAUGGAUCACACAAAAACCCUUCCAGUAGGCCAAAGGGGAGAACUAGCAGUCCACGGCUAUUUAGUAAUGAAAGAAUACUGGAGUGCGCCUGACCGAACAGCGGAAGUCAUGAUAGCUGACGUUGAUGGCAAAGUGUGGAUGCAUACAGGCGAUGAGGCUGAGAUGGAUGAAGAUGGGUACAUUAAAAUUACGGGAAGGAUUAAGGAUAUCAUUAUCAAAGGAGGGGAGAAUAUCCAUCCAUUGGAGGUGGAAAAUUGUAUCUUCGGGAUUGAGGCAGUGAAGGAGGUCAGUGUGGUUGGAUUGACCGAUGAAACGUAUGGAGAGGUGGUCGCUGCAUUUGUGGUCAAGCAGGACGGAACAAGCGUCACGGCGGAUGAGGUGAGGAAGUGGGUUAGGGAGAAACUGAGUCAUCAUUUGGGUAUGUUGGGUGUCUUUCAUGAUUUGCUGACGACAGGAAAGAGCGGGCAUGAAGCUAAUACAGAACCUUCAGUACCCAAGUACGUCUUCUGGGUCGACAACUACCCUAAAACCGCAAGCGGGAAAAUACAGAAAUUCAAGCUCAAGGAGGAAGGUAUCAAGCUCGUGAAGGAAGGUAAGGGGUUGCAAUGA
Letharia columbiana is the source of this 1866-nucleotide messenger RNA. RefSeq lists its product as uncharacterized. Bases 1 to 1866 code for a protein of 621 amino acids. Gene Ontology annotation, biological process: fatty acid metabolic process. Lineage: Eukaryota; Fungi; Ascomycota; Lecanoromycetes; Lecanorales; Parmeliaceae. The record is from RefSeq and is a predicted model, not a curated record. The transcript has 5 exons. Gene Ontology annotation, molecular function: medium-chain fatty acid-CoA ligase activity.